AUGCACACCAUUCGCACACUCGGUGGAUCAACUCGCGAUGAAGCGCUGGAUCCGCCGCAUAGGCCAGUCAACUAUGAUGACGAUGGCGCCGUGCGCACAGUUACGACACGCAGCCGUCAGAUCUGGCUAUGUCGCCCAGAAGCCUUCGACUUCGACGAUGGCACGUUUUCAAACCCGAACCACGGCGAAGCCUUCGGUAGGAUAGCCCGGUUCAUCCAGAAUUUGCCAGAGGAAGAACUGGUGGCCCUCGAGAACCUAGAUACCUCCUCAGUACAUACUCCGCUCCGCGACAUGGUGUACUGGAUGUGGAACCACGUGUUCUGGGAUGUAGCUCGUUUUUUGAGCGAAGUCAACUGUAACACUGGGACUUUCCGUCCUCCGGCACACGAAGUUCUAGCCAUUAACUAUCCUGAGACCCCAAUUGAGGCUGGGAAGAUGCAAAGAGUGACGCGGUUACAGUCCGAUUGCAACAUCAUGAUGGGGGCUGUUUAUGUGGCACCGGGCGUAAGGCUUCGGUUUCUGGUCGGGCAACCUGACCGGGAGAGUUUCAUGACGAGUGAAUUCGACUCUGAUGCAUUUGGACCCGAUGUCCUCGUUGAUGCAACGAAAGUGACUGGAUGCUACAACGAGCCAUACGUUCAUUGGAUACGACGGAACAGAAACAUCCAGGUCUUUUUGGAGGGACGACCUGAUCAGCCUAAAGGUGAACUGGCAGUAGUAUUUGUGUACGGCAAAUGCCAAUAUCAGCCUGAGAACACGGCUCACCCAUGCGUCAACUCAUGCGAUUGUGAUGAAGUUGAGGAAGGCGGCGAGGGUGACGAGCGGCACGUCGAUGACAACAAUGAGCGCAAACCGGAGGAUAAGCGAUAG
Clonostachys rhizophaga is the source of this 870-nucleotide messenger RNA. Lineage: Eukaryota; Fungi; Ascomycota; Sordariomycetes; Hypocreales; Bionectriaceae. The record is from the annotation of a GenBank genome assembly.